ACGAUUCUGUAGACAAUACAAAGGACAUAAUAGUACAUUCUGUAGACAAUACAAAGGACCCUAUAGUACAUUCUGUAGACAGUACAAAGGACACUAUAGUACAUUCUGUAGACAAUACAAAGUACUCUAUAGUACAUUCUGUAGACAAUACAAAGGACCCUAUAGUACAUUCUGUAGACAAUACAAAUGACCCUAUAGUACAUUCUGUAGACAAUACAAAGGACCCUAUAGAAGAUUCUGUAGACAGUACAAAGGACACUAUAGUACAUUCUGUAGACAAUACAAAGGACACUAUAGAAUAUUCUGUAGACAGUACAAAGGACACUAUAGUACAUUCUGUAGACAGUACAAAGGACACAAUAGUACAUUCUGUAGACAAUACAAAGGACCCUAUCAUACAUUCUGUAGACAAUACAAAGGAAACUAUGGGAGAUUCUGUAGACAAUACAAAGGACACAAUAGUACAUUCUGUAGACAGUACAAAGGACACUAUAGAAAAUUCUGUAGACAGUACAAAGGAAACUAUAGUACAUUCUGUAGACAAUACAAAGGACUCUAUAGUACAUUCUGUAGACAAUACAAAGGACACAAUAGUACAUUCUGUAGACAGUACAAAGGACCCUAUAGAAGAUUCUGUAGACAAUACAAAGGACACAAUAGUACAUUCUGUAGACAGUACAAAGGACCCUAUACAAGAUUGUGUAGACAAUACAAAGGACCCUAUCAUACAUUCUGUAGACAAUACAAAGGACACAAUAGUACAUUUUGUAGACAAUACAAAGGACACAAUAGUACAUUCUGUAGACAAUACAAAGGACACAAUAGUACUUUCUGUAGACAAUACAAAGGAAACUAUAGUACAUUCUGUAGACAAUACAAAGGAAACUAUAGGAGAUUCUGUAGACAGUACAAAGGACCCUAUAGUACAUUCUGUAGACAAUACAAAGGACCCUAUAGAAGAUUCUGUAGACAAUACAAAGGACACAAUAGUACAUUCUGUAGACAAUACAAAGGACACAAUAGUAUAUUCUGUAGACAGUACAAAGGACACUAUAGGAGAUUCUGUAGACAAUACAAAGGACCCUAUAGAAGAUUCUGUAGACAGUACAAAGGACACAAUAGUACAUUCUGUAAACAAUACAAAGGACCCUAUAGUACAUUCUGUAGACAAUACAAAGGACUCUAUAGUACAUUCUGUAGACAAUAUAAAGGACACAAUAGUACAUUCUGUAGACAGUACAAAGGACCCUAUAGAAGAUUCUGUAGACAAUACAAAGGACCCUAUAGUAGAUUCUGUAGACAAUACAAAGGACACUAUAGUACAUUCUGUAGACAGUACAAAGGACACUAUAGUACAUUCUGUAGACAGUACAAAGGACUCUAUAGUACAUUUUGUAGACAAUACAAAGGACACAAUAGUACAUUCUGUAGACAAUACAAAGGACACAAUAGUACAUUCUGUAGACAAUACAAAGGACCCUAUCAUACAUUCUGUAGACAAUACAAAGGACACAAUAGUACAUUCUGUAGACAGUACAAAGAACACUAUAGUACAUUCUGUAGACAGUACAAAGGACACAAUAGUACAUUCUGUAGACAAUACAAAGGAAACUAUAGUACAUUCUGUAGACAAUACAAAGGAAACUAUAGGAGAUUCUGUAGACAGUACAAAGAACACUAUAGUACAUUCUGUAGACAGUACAAAGGACUCUAUAGUACAUUCUGUAGACAAUACAAAGGACACAAUAGUACAUUCUGUAGACAGUACAAAGGACCCUAUAGAAGAUUGUGUAGACAAUACAAAGGACACUAUUGUACAUUCUGUAGACAGUACAAAGGACACUAUAGUACAUUCUGUAGACAGUACAAAGGACACUAUAGAAAAUUCUGUAGACAGUACAAAGGACACUAUAGAAAAUUCUGUAGACAGUACAAAGGAAACUAUAGUACAUUCUGUAGACAAUACAAAGGAAACUAUAGUACAUUCUGUAGACAAUACAAAUGACACAAUAGUACAUUCUGUAGACAGUACAAAGAACACUAUAGAAGAUUCGGUAAACAGUACAAAGAACACUAAAGAAUAUUCUGUAGACAGUACAAAGGACACUAUAGAAGAUUCUGUAGACAGUACAAAGGAGAUUCUGUAA
Molecule: messenger RNA, 2147 nt
Organism: Limulus polyphemus (Atlantic horseshoe crab)
Lineage: Eukaryota; Metazoa; Arthropoda; Merostomata; Xiphosura; Limulidae
Product: perilipin-4-like
Exons: 1
Biological process (GO): lipoprotein metabolic process; lipid transport
Cellular component (GO): extracellular region
Molecular function (GO): lipid binding
Source: RefSeq, a predicted model, not a curated record